This is a messenger RNA of Hemicordylus capensis (graceful crag lizard), 2683 nucleotides long. RefSeq names its product T cell-interacting, activating receptor on myeloid cells 1 (gene TARM1). The transcript has 3 exons. Lineage: Eukaryota; Metazoa; Chordata; Lepidosauria; Squamata; Cordylidae. The coding region runs from base 910 to 1617 and encodes 235 amino acids. The record is from RefSeq and is a predicted model, not a curated record.
CAAAGAUUGCAGUGUUAAUAAAAUAAAUUGUUAUUUACUCUCCUUUCCUGGGGUGAGAGGAAGUUCCAGGCUGUCUUUACAUGGCCCCCUCAAAUGAAAAAGUUCAAAGCAAACCUGUCCUUCAGGGAAGAGCUCCGGGGAGGGACUUACGGUGCCAUUAGUUACCUACGUACCUGUUUGCUCUGGGAAGCUUGCAUAUGAUGCCUGGCCCCUUUUUGGAGGCACUUCUCCCCCACACUGCCCUUGAAAAAAACAGGCAAGACAGAGGGCAGCUGGAGGAAGAAGCCAACCAAAAAGGAAGAUGCAACUUUGCUUCCUUCUCCAUCAGUGCUCAUUGUCAGUUAAAUCAACACAUUUUCAAGAGCUUGGUUGCAGUAUGUCUCAGUUUUUAAAAAGACGUUUCGCAAGAGGUCAGAUGCAAGUCAAUUAAAAUAAAAUUUUAUAGCCGAAAUACAGUCUCAAAACAAAAUGCAAGGGGGAACAUACUUUUAAUAAUUUUGGCUUGUGCUCUUAGGAUCUUUAGAACAUUAUCUUUUUGAACAUAUUUACUUAUUUUAUAUUAUUUAUUUGUCAUAUUUAUAUACUGCCAAAAACUUGCACCUCAUGGCAGUUUAUAAGAAAAAUUAAAACAAAAUCUCAUCAAUGAAUUUAGUGAUAUGGCCGAGUCUUACUGGCUCAGCAUGUGUUAAGAGUUAGAACUUUGAAUGUUGUGGUGGUGACUACAGCAAGGGCAGAGAUUUCUAGAUAAGGGGAAGGAGCUUAACUAGCAUUGAUUUUACUACUGAAUUUGAGACGAGGCUCGUAAGGCUAGGCAGGCCCAAGGAAGAUGUUAGUGAAGAUCUUGAGGAGGGUCUCAGAAGCACGUGGACAAAACUGGCAGAAAAUAAGGCCUAAGAAGACUCAGCACAGAUGGGCUUCCUCUUCCUCCCUUCUCUAGACCAUUAUCCCAAGCCUUCCAUCGCUGUGAAUCCUGGUACCCAAGUCCUUGCAGGGCAGGGCUGGACGAUACGUUGCUGGGCUUCAUUCCCAGGGGUGAGCUUUGUCCUCUACCAGGACAGGGAGUUCCGGAUGGAAGUCACUCCCCGGGGGGACUCCAACGUUGCUGAAUUCUCCUUGAAGAAUGUGACUGUGUCCGAUGCGGGCAAAUACACCUGCUAUUACCACAGCACCGCAGAUCCUGUCAUCUGGUCAAAUGCCAGCAAUCCAGUGCAGCUGAAAGUCAUAGAUGUGGCCAAUGUCUCCAUUUACCAGGAAGUGUUGGUGGAUGCUGCAGGAAGAUAUCGAGUGAAUUGCUCCGGGCCCUCCACCAGUGAAGGCUGGUUCUAUCUUUUCUGGGAUGGAAAGCUCCUUGCGGAAACCAGAGCUUGGCAAGAUGGCCACACUAUAAGCUUCAACCUCACAGAAGAGGCUCUCAGCAUCACCAAGGGGGAGCUGAGUUGCCGAUAUGGGGAAAAUUGGCUCAAUGACACUGAAGGGUGGACACAAGACUCACAUUCCCGGAGCCCAGAUUUCGCCACAGCCAACUUGUUGCGACUAGUGCUCGCAGGGUGCAUCCUUUCAUUGGGCCUACUUUUCGUAGCUGAUGCAUGUUGGAACAGGAGGCGUCAGGAGGACUGAGCUACGAGUACAUGAAGGGAGGGAUCCUGAACCAGCAAGCUCCUUAUAGAACAGCUGAGACUGAGGUUCGAACCUCCCUGGGCUGGUGCCAGUGUUGGAUGAGAAAGAACACGAAGAUAGGUCAGAAGCCACCUAGGAAGGUUUUGAAGAUUGCAACCCUCACGUAAUUUACUCCAGAGUAAUUUCAUCAAAGUAAGCAGAACACUUCUGAAAUAAGAACUUUGAAGACCACGCCCUGGAGCAACAAGUCUACAGCCAAAUCUAUGCACACAACAGUUCCAUCAGCACCAUCACGUUUGAAGUCAUCAUGUACUGAGCAGGCCAGAGGUGCCUUGUAUCAGCUUUGGCUGAUAUGCCAGCUGCAUCCAUUUCUUGAGUUAAAUUACCUCAGAAAAGUAGUACAUCUGCUGGUCACCUCCAGAUUUUGACUACUGCAAUGCGUUCUAUGUGGGGCUGCCUUUGUAUGUAGUCCGGAAACUGCAGUUAGUCCAGAAUGCGGCAGCCAGGUUGGCCUCUGGGUCAUCUCGGAGAAACCAUAUUACUCCUAUCUUAAAAGAUCUACACUGGCUGCCGAUAAGUUUCCGGGCAAAGUACAAGGUUUUGGUUAUAACCUAUAAAGCCCUAAACAGCUUGGGCCCUGGGUAUUUAAGAGAAUGUCUUCUUUGCUAUGAACCACACCACACAUUGAGAUCAUCUGGAGAGGUUUGUCUGCAGUUGCCACCGGCUCGUCUGGUGGCUACUCAGGGACGGGCUUUCUCCAUUGCUGCCCCGAGGCUUUGGAACACACUUCCUGCCGAAAUAAGAGCCUCCCCAUCUCUUACAACUUUUAAAAGGGCAGUCAAGACACAUUAGUUCACCCAGGCUUUUAAUUAGAUACUGUUUUAAUUGUGUUGUAAUAGUUUUUAAAUGUUAAUGGUUGAAAUGUUUUAAUCUUUUUAUUUUUUGUUUUUAUUUUCUUGUAAACCGCCCAGAGAACUUGCAUUUUGGGCUGUAUAAAAUAUGUUUAUUAAUAAUAAUAAUAAUAAUAAUAAUAAUAAUAAUAAUAAUAAAUAUUUUGUCUAUUUAA